AUGUCUUCUAGAGCGCGCCAUGUCCUCAUCACAGGCGGCAGCCGCGGCAUCGGUCUCGCGAUUGCCCAAGCCUUCGCAAAACAAUCCUACUGUUGCACUUUGAUCUCCCGCUCCACGGAGAACUUAGAAACCGCACUAUCAACCCUCACACCGACUGCUUCGUCAACAUCAAGGCAUCAAUACAUCGUAGGAUCUAUCACAUCUCCAGACUUCUGGACGACCACACAUUUCAAAGAGCGCGGACUCGGCAAAGGCGAAGACGCCUCGAAAAUCGACGUUCUCGUCAAUUGUGCCGGCAUCACACAGUCUCGGCUCUUCACCACCACACCAGCAGAAGACAUCCAAUCCAUAAUCGACACAAACCUCACAGCGCUCAUGCUCGGCACCCGUUUCCUGCUACGGAACAAGUAUCUGCACUCGACCACCAAAUCCCGCUCAGAAGCAGGACCAGACUUCACGCCUUGCAUUGUCAAUGUGUCAAGCCUGUUGGGCGUGAGUGGCGGCUACGGUGCAGUCGCAUACGCAGCGAGUAAAGCGGGUGUGUUAGGUUUCACUCGGGCGCUGGCAGCGGAGUAUGUGGGGCAUGGGGUGAGGGUGAAUGCGAUUGUGCCGGGGUAUGUGGAGAGUGAUAUGACGAAAGGUCUCAACACAUCACAACUCCAAGACCGAAUCCUACUCAAGCGAUUCGGCAAGCCAGAAGAAGUCGCACACGCAGCGUUAUUUCUUGCGGAGAAUCAGUAUGCGCAUAAUUGCGUGUUGAAUCUAGAUGGAGGGUUAUCUGCGGUGUGAGACUGUGCGGUGGUAAGGGCUCAAAGCCAAGCUCAUAGAGAGCUGCCAAUUGCCUCCUGACUUCUAGGUGGGAAAGCUAAAGCAGAUGUGAUCGAGAGGGUAUCCAGAAGGAUGAGGGAAUUGAUGCGCCUGAGGUCGUGGGGAACCAUGGAAGUUGGCCAAGGAGGAGAAGUCAAUCCGCGGAGGACGUGUGGGGUGGAGAUGCAAGCAGAACAGGCGAUCUUGUCGCGACUCAGUCGAUCUC
Macroventuria anomochaeta is the source of this 1033-nucleotide messenger RNA. Its product is annotated as NAD(P)-binding protein. Gene Ontology annotation, molecular function: oxidoreductase activity, acting on the CH-OH group of donors, NAD or NADP as acceptor. Lineage: Eukaryota; Fungi; Ascomycota; Dothideomycetes; Pleosporales; Didymellaceae. The transcript is spliced from 3 exons. Bases 1 to 789 code for a protein of 262 amino acids. The record is from RefSeq and is a predicted model, not a curated record.